AUGGAGCGGCCCCGGACGCGGGGCCGGCAGCCGCAGCCGCAGCUGCAGCCCUGGAGCCGGCUCCUCCCGCGCCGGGCUGCGGCUGCCUCGUUCUCCCUCCCGUUGCUGGUGCUCCUGCGCGGGGCUCCGGCCCACGGCCCCGCCGCCCGCCCGCUCGCUCCCGCUCCGUUCCUCUCCGCUUUGGCUUCGGCUCCGGCCCCAGCGGCCCCAGCAACACCAGAUGCCUCCGCCUCCUCCUCCGCCGCCGCCGCCGCCGCUGAGAAGCCCCCGCCCCCGAACCCCCGGCCCCUCCUCCUCUGGGCCCCUCCCCCUCCGGCUGGUCCCGGCCGGAUCCCGGGAAUUCGGGGAGAGACUCCACCCCGCUCCUUCCUCUUCGCUUCCUGGGACUUGUAG
Molecule: messenger RNA, 393 nt
Organism: Monodelphis domestica (gray short-tailed opossum)
Lineage: Eukaryota; Metazoa; Chordata; Mammalia; Didelphimorphia; Didelphidae
Source: RefSeq, a predicted model, not a curated record